GUUGUGCCAAAAGUUAUCUAGUUUAACGAGCGCUAUUAGGUUUGUUCCAAAAACUUUCACGUUCUUGUAACAAAUUGAAUUUGUUUAGUACUAGUUCCAGACGAACAAAAACGCUUUGAAUACAUUUUGGAACAUAUAAAUCCGCGCAUCGUGGUAGUGGAAAUGAAGUUCAAGUCAUACAUAGUGCACCAAAGUUCAGAGCACCUGCUGGAGCAAACCUGUAUCGGUGGUUUAGAAUUGAUACAUACUCUGAAAGUCAAAAAGUGUUAGUGUACUGUUAAACAUUUUCUUGUACUCUACAUCAACAACAAGUAUUAAUCAAUACCUAUGGAUUUCAAAUAUCAAAAUGACAAAAAAUCAGUUUUUUAUGUGAUAAAAUCAUUAAAUUAGAAAUAAUUAUUUCCAAAUCAAUGAGUGUAGUAAUUUGACAACUGUCAGAGGUUUAUUUAAUAUAAAAGAAGAAUUAUCAUGCUACACCAACGAUAUGUUGAAAGAAUUAGUUUAAAUUUCCUUUGUUUAUAAUUAGAAGUAUUAAGUACAAACACGUUUUAUUUGAACGAUUUAAAAUUCUUUUACGAGCGCUUCUCCUAAAGUAUUAGUUCUGUGAACGCAUUUCGUGGUUGUGUCAUUACAAAAAACCUAUCAACUGUCAAUCAUAAAAAAAAACCGAUUGUGUCAGGCGUAAAAGCGUCUUUUGAAGAAGCGCAAACUCGAAGUAAAAUUUUCUUGUAGGCGUUCGCGGAUGUCGGAACCACUGUCAUUCGGCCACGGGCCAAAAAGAGAUCUCGAUAAUACAGUGUCACAAAAAAUUGCCGAGAUGGGUUCUUUGUUUAGAAGUGCUGAAAUGACUUUGUGUCAACUAUUUUUACAAAGCGAGGCAGCUUAUGCUUGUGUAUCCGAACUUGGAGAACUUGGAUUGGUACAAUUCAGAGAUCUAAAUCCGGAUGUGAAUGCUUUUCAAAGGAAGUUUGUUAAUGAAGUACGUCGUUGUGAUGAAAUGGAAAGAAAACUUCGUUAUUUGGAAAAAGAAAUUAAAAAAGAUGGUAUUCCUAUGUUGGAUACUGGUGAAAAUCCCGAAGCGCCACAACCCCGUGAAAUGAUCGAUUUGGAGGCGACAUUUGAAAAACUGGAAAACGAACUUCGGGAGGUGAAUCAAAAUGCUGAGGCUCUCAAAAGGAAUUUCUUGGAACUUACUGAAUUGAAGCAGAUUUUACGUAAAACGCAAGUGUUUUUCGAUGAAGAUUGUCAGGAUCAACAUUUUACAAAUUCGAAUUCUACUGCCGAUAUGCAGAUUGAGAAUCAAACGAGGACUAAUAAUCGCGAACAGCAUUUCAUUUUUUUCUUCGUCGCUGGUGUGAUAUUGAGAGAAAGAAUACCAGCUUUCGAAAGAAUGUUGUGGAGAGCUUGCAGAGGGAACGUAUUUUUGAGGCAAGCCGAAAUCGAGACUCCUUUGGAAGAUCCUUCAAGUGGAGAUAAAGUAUAUAAAUCGGUGUUCAUAAUAUUCUUCCAAGGAGAUCAGCUCAAAACUAGAGUGAAAAAAAUUUGCGAAGGAUUUCGCGCAACUCUUUAUCCUUGUCCCGAAGCACCGGCUGAUCGUCGAGAAAUGGCAAUGGGAGUGAUGACGAGAAUCGAAGACCUCAACACCGUUUUAGGUCAAACUCAAGAUCACCGUCACAGGGUGCUGGUAGCGGCUGCCAAAAAUAUUAAAAAUUGGUUCGUUAAAGUUAGAAAAAUCAAAGCGAUUUACCAUACGUUGAAUUUAUUUAAUUUAGACGUCACGCAAAAAUGUCUAAUUGCAGAAUGUUGGGUGCCGGUGCUCGAUUUGGAAAAUAUACAACUAGCCUUGAGGCGAGGAACGGAACGUAGUGGUAGCUCGGUCCCCCCGAUUUUGAAUCGCAUGGACACUAUCGAAGACCCGCCGACAUACAACCACACCAACAAAUUCACUAGCGGUUUCCAAACCCUAAUAGACGCCUACGGUAUCGCCUCCUACAGAGAAAUGAACCCGGCUCCGUACACCAUCAUAACUUUCCCGUUUCUAUUUGCCGUAAUGUUCGGCGAUUUGGGUCACGGUCUUUUGAUGACCAUCUUCGGAGCUUGGAUGGUACUCAAGGAGAAACCUCUGGCGGCUAAAAAAUCCGAUAACGAAAUUUGGAACAUAUUCUUCGGGGGUCGGUAUAUAAUCCUCCUCAUGGGUUGUUUCUCGGUUUAUACGGGUCUGAUUUACAACGACGUUUUCGCCAAAUCCCUCAAUAUAUUCGGUUCCAGUUGGGUUAUUCGCAAUAGGACCCAUUAUUUCGACCACAAAGAAUACAUUCUGGAUCCGAAGACUAGCGAGAAUUACAUCGGUACCCCUUACCCCAUAGGGAUGGAUCCCGUUUGGCAAUUGGCGAAAAAUAAGAUAAUUUUUCAAAAUUCCUUUAAAAUGAAGAUUUCCAUUAUAUUAGGUAUACUGCACAUGUUGUUCGGUGUCGUUAUGAGUCUAUUGAAUCACCUAUAUUUCAAGGAUAAACUGAGUAUUUUGGCCGAAUUCAUACCGCAAAUUAUUUUUCUCGUUUUCCUGUUUUUCUACAUGGUAAUUUUGAUGUUCAUCAAAUGGUUCAUGUAUUUCGCUAACGUCGAAGAGAAGGAUUUCGUCUACGGUACUAGAUGCGCCCCCAACGUUCUCAUAACAUUCAUCAACAUGGUACUCCAAAAAGAGAGCCCCUUCGACCCUAACUGUGGAACUUACAACAUGUUUGCCGGUCAACUGGGUUUACAAAAAUUUUUGUUCGCUUGCGCCAUCAUUUGCAUACCUUGGAUGUUACUAUCUAAACCCAUAGUGAUAAUGAGAGCCCGUAAACGUGCCCAACAGUAUUCGGUAACGCAUCAACAGAUCCACUCUGCAACGGAAAACGGAGACGCCGAACAACCCAUGCAGAAUAAUACCUCGUCUACGUUGGUCGGGGGACACGGGGAACACGACGAGGAACCCAUUGGGGAAAUUUUCAUCCAUCAAGGUAUACAUACCAUCGAAUACGUGCUGGGAUCCGUUUCUCAUACCGCUUCGUAUCUUCGGCUUUGGGCAUUGUCACUAGCCCAUUCGCAGCUUUCAGAGGUGUUAUGGAGCAUGGUAUUGAGUAAAGGUUUAAAGGUUGACGAUUGGUUUGGAGGGGUAGCUUUGUUUAUGAUCUUCGCUUUUUGGGCGGUGCUCACGGUCUCUAUUUUAGUCCUGAUGGAAGGACUGUCGGCUUUUUUGCAUACUCUACGUUUGCAUUGGGUGGAAUUUCAGAGCAAAUUCUACAAAGGAACCGGUUAUGGUUUCCAACCGUUUUCAUUCGAACUCUUAUUAGAUCCAGCUUCGCAAACAAAAGAAGAAAUUUAAAUAAAAUAAAAAACAAAGUCUCUCUUGCUAGGUUCCAUUAUUGUGGUGGGUACUUAAAUAUUUUCCGAAACUUAUUCGUAAUUCAACUAUAAUUAUAUUGGCUUUAAAAUAAUUAAAGAAAUAGUAGAAAAAAAUGUCAUUUUCGUAUAUUCCCGCUUAUGAUAUUUAAUCGCAUUUAAAAAAUAAUUUUUGUACAACUGUGUAUACCGAAGAUACGAGGGUUUCACAAAAUUUAAAAUUAAGGAUUGUUCUUUUUUUAAUAAGUAAUUGGUUAUUCAGUUAGUCGUUUUUUUGUGAAUUCCUGUAUAUGUAAAUUCGGACCACUACGAGGGUAAUAAGUAAAAUUGAGUUGUUUGCUAUCUGAAUCUUUGUAGAUGUAAAAACAAACCAAUAAUAGUAUCAGCAAGGUUAUCUUUGUAGAAAAUAACGAGUGGUGAAUAGUGUGGGGCUUUAUUUGGUAAAAUUGGCGCAUAAAUCGCACCAUUACGAAAGUUAUCCACAAAGUAAAAAGUGUUUUUUGCUACAUGAAUCCUUGUAGAUGUAAAAACAUAAGAAUCAUCACGUCAUGAAGGUUAUUUAUUCAGAAAAUCACUGGCGUUGAAUAGUUUGUCGCUUUAUUAAGUAAAAAUCGCAGUAAUACAAGGGUGAUUCAAAAAAAUGUUUUGAAUUAAAAAUUAGUGAAGAAAAAAUAUUAUGUACAUUUUGGGGGUAAUUUUGACAAUAUUUCUACUUAAUCAUCAAUUAAAUCGAGGUAUUUAUCAAAAUUUAGUUAGAUAAUCGUAAAUUUCCCAUCAAAAAUUCUUGAGUGUAUUUAAAUAAAUAAUUUCCGCCCUAUUACUUUUAUAACAAAAUCUCUUGAAAAUUUGCCAGAUAUUCAUUGAUUUAUUAUUGAUACAAAAAUUAGUAACAUUCAAAUCCAUACUAGUGAUAAAUUUUCUGUUGAACUUUCUAAAGUUUCCAAUCGCCCAUAAUAACAAAUUAGCUUAGAUUUGUCUCAAAAUUGUAAAAAUAUGGAGUUAAAUCAGUACAGUUUUCAAAAAUUUUAAAUUAAUAAGUAGUAAAAGUAUCCCAGAUUUAAUAAACUAAGUACGACCAUGCAUUGUUUACACUCACCUUUAAAAUGUUAUAUUCCUGAUUAAAUCUUGUUUAUAACACAAAGAAGGUCGAAUACACAUUAACAUAUAAUUAGAACAUACAAAAUAAAACACUUUUUAUAUUCCAAAUAAACACUAAAAUCACGAUAUAAAACAAUAAAACACUAACAACUAUAACCUCGCGCGUCUUUACAAUAUGGCGGAAUUGUUGCUUUGAUCAUGUGGCAUCUCCAGCGAUGUUCAUAGUUGGUUGUGGUUUGAGAGUAACGCUGUGUUGCCAAAUUUUUUUUAACGAAUUUUCUUCAAUUGAAUGAAAAAUGAAAUUUCUAAGGACAAUGGCGUUCGUAUUUUGUUUUUUUAUCAAAUGCUUUAUAAAAAAUAAAAUUUUUAGAUAAAAUUAUUUCUUGGAUAUUUUUAUAAAUAAAUAGUCUUAAUUUUGGAUUGUUUUUGAAAGAAAACUAAUUUUUAAAACAGAUAAAAAUCGAUCUAUUUAGUCUUUACUAAAAUAUAUAUUACCUGUUUUAAAAUCCAAUUUUCAUUAAAAGAGACCUAAAAUCCAGACCAACAAAAAAAUUAUGUUUUAUAUAAAAUUUCACCCCAAAAUAUCUCAAAUUAAAAUCUUUUAUAUUGAAGGAACUGUUUCAAUUCUGGCAACGCCGUUGUAAGAAUUCCAAGAUGGUACCGAUGACCGUGCAAGUACAAAACAACUUUCGUACAAAUUUAUUGUUUGACAAUAAUUACGUUCGAAUUCAAUUUUAUUUUCAUUCACCGUGUAAUAAAUUUGAUUUACCAAAUACUACAGUUGUACAAAAGUUUCGUUCUCUUUCAGAAUUAGAUUGAUAGUAAGUAGUACAUUUGAACUACUAGUAGAUCAAAUGUAGUUGUUUCUAUAUAUUGUACUUGUGAUUAGUAAACUUUAUGCCAAAAUGUGUAUUUUAUUGCUGGUAUUGAGACAAGUACAUGAUUUUUCGAAAUUUGCAUGUAGUAGUAUUGAAAUUAAUUGAAUUGUAUACUCAAAACUUGCUCUAUUGCAUUUUUUUAAUAUUUAAACAAAUUAUUUAAUAUAAAUAACAAAACAUUGUUCCUCGGGUUAUUUUUUAUAUUUUUUUAGUAUUACGUCAAUUAAUUUACAAAUUAUUCAAUAAACAAUUUUUUGAUUAUUUAAUAUUAUAGUGUUUCUCCUUUUUAUCUAGUAAUUUUGUGUAUAUUAAAUACAAUAAAGGCUUCAAUUCAAGAAAAACAAA
Diorhabda sublineata is the source of this 5702-nucleotide messenger RNA. It is a transcript of the gene Vha100-1, whose product is annotated as V-type proton ATPase 116 kDa subunit a 1. The transcript is spliced from 16 exons. The record is from RefSeq and is a predicted model, not a curated record. Gene Ontology annotation, cellular component: vacuolar proton-transporting V-type ATPase, V0 domain; plasma membrane; vacuolar proton-transporting V-type ATPase complex. Gene Ontology annotation, biological process: proton transmembrane transport; vacuolar acidification. Bases 743 to 3364 code for a protein of 873 amino acids. Gene Ontology annotation, molecular function: proton-transporting ATPase activity, rotational mechanism; ATPase binding. NCBI's taxonomy places the organism in Eukaryota, Metazoa, Arthropoda, Insecta, Coleoptera, Chrysomelidae.